Messenger RNA from Synchiropus splendidus (mandarinfish), 11500 nucleotides. RefSeq names its product striated muscle enriched protein kinase a (gene spega). The record is from RefSeq and is a predicted model, not a curated record. Gene Ontology annotation, molecular function: ATP binding; protein binding; protein kinase activity. Lineage: Eukaryota; Metazoa; Chordata; Actinopteri; Syngnathiformes; Callionymidae. Bases 1577 to 10345 code for a protein of 2922 amino acids. The transcript is spliced from 42 exons. Gene Ontology annotation, biological process: protein phosphorylation.
CAGCCAUUGGAGAAUUGCCCCUUUGAUGGCGCCGCCUACGUCAGAGGAGGAUGCUGUCCUCCACAUCGACGCGCGCUCAGACACAAAGAGGCUUCUCUUGCUCUGCUUCGUAUCCUCCUCAUUUCUCCAUUCCUCCGUCCUGCUGCUGAAGCUGGUGUGUAAACACACCCACGCUCACACGGAGUGCUGCAGAAAGCCGUGCUUGUCGGCGUGUUAAUGCCACACCCUCGGUUUUUUUGGCUUCUUUUGUGUCAGCUCAUGCCACAGGUAAUUCCAUUAGCUGGACUUUUUGUGUGAACAUGAAGAAAAUUUGGUCCAAGAAAAGAUUUCAGAGAACUGGGCAUCCUACGCGGCCGUUUGGCAGAUUUACCCAUGCGAAGUUUUCCGCUCCUGCCGAAAGCAAAGCUAUGACUCUGAGAACACAGAAGAUGAGAAUGCAGAACCUCAAAUGGAAACCAAGCAAGGGAACCAAGGAAAGGAUGGCUGGAGACGACCUCCAGAUGAUGGGAGUCGGAUGAUGGAAUACAACCCCGACCCCUCAGACCGCCGGGCAACACUGCCAGGCUCCUACGAUCCGGUCAUCGAGCGAGAGCUCCGCGCAUUAGGUGCACGCCCACCUGGGGCUCAUAUGGAACCCCCAAACCCAUCCAGGCAAGCUUUAAGUGGGGGUCCUUCAGAUGGGGGACCCCCGGUCCGUCACCUUGGGGUGGAACCACUGAUCCGCGCAUCACACGCUAACCUGGCCCGGCCUGUACAGGGGUCUGAGGAAAGUGUCUCUGUCGGCAGCGACUACUAUGGAAGCAUGUUCAGCCUUUACAGAGGGAGAACAUUGUCUAUGCCAUUGUAGAAGACUCUUGAGGAGGUCUAUUUUGGACUCCCGGCGACAAAAACUGAUACUCUUUAAGACAAAUGUUUCCUUUUUCAAAGCUCUAUUUUGAAGUUGCACAUUCCUUUGACUUUUCUUCUGCUGUGAGUUUGAUCUCUAACAUGACUGCCACAUCACCGACUGUUUCUUGUGACAGAUUUGGUUCACUUUUGACCUGUUGCCUGCUUUUUUAUAGCUGUAUUUCGUUUCUUGGACAAGAACCUCAUCGUUCAAGUUUAGCUCUCGCAUGCUGAGGGUGAUCUGCACUAACAUUAGCAUGCAUGGCCUCGCAUAUGACUGGUGUGAUUCGGGGACAUGGUUUGUGUUUAGCAGUGAGACUCCUGUCUGAGACGUGCGGAUAAUUCACAGCACUGAAUAUGACACUUGCAAAGAUGGAAGGCCUUCCGUCUUAGCGUCUCAUUUCAUUAUCCAGAGCCAUGUUUUUUUAAUGGAUUAAUAAGGAACCAGUUGCACAAACACAAAAUGUGUGCUGUGGCAUUAAGAGACUCACUGGCUUCUUUUACGCUCCCAAACUCUCCAGCAACUUUAUAACAGCGCAAUCCUAAUUCCUCCAGGACUGAUGAAGCAUCACUCUCCAGAACUCCCCUGUCAGCACCUGUGCCUCCCAAUUCUGACAAAAGCAGCCUCAGUAGUGCAAACCUUGGUGACCAACGGCAUGCGGACAAAUCACCAGUAGUCAAGAGCGCUGUCAUGAUCCCAAAACUGACCCGAACUGGACCCAAAAUCCUCGACAAGAUCCAGUCCUUUGAGGAACGAAAACUAAGCAAUGAUCUGCAAGGCCAGGUGUUGACUUCCGGUCGUAAUAAAAUGCCCGGAGACCCUAAAACACAGGACGGCAAAAUCCUGCAGGAUGCGUCUCACAAGCGCUCAGCAUUCAAACAAAGAGCCGCUUCAUUUGAAGACAAGACCAGCUACUCAGAGAUGGUCCAGAGUUACCAGAGCAAGUUUGCAGAAGAACUUCAGAGGAUCAAGAAACUUGUGGGGAGGCCGAGCUUGAAGAAAGCCUAUUCCACUGAACAGCUGUCGCAGAAAGACAGACUGGCACCUGGCAAGCUCGAACCAAUUCCGCUCAAGGUGGUUGAAAAGUUGGAAGCGCGUGAACGGGCCCAGGAAGGCACGGGAGCGGGACAGCGAAAUGAACGUGGGCUGAGUCAAUCUUCUGAAAAAGAUCACGCUACUGGUUCAUCGCAGUGGAAAGGAACGCCGGCAGUGGAUGGCUCAUCACAAAAAGAAGAAGAGGAGAAGAGCUCUGUUACCAUGGAGACUCCACCAGUUUGCCAGUUACCAGGGCAACCAUUGCCAACAGUCACAACGGCGCGACUCACUGGCUCUCACCCAACCUCUCCAACAAAUGUCCAGACUCAAGAUACUGACUACAGAACCGAUUCAAGAUCCAGUCCAACGGUGAAAAGAGUUGCUCCGUCAGCUGGCCCUUCUGUCACUCCUUUGUUGAAGAGGGAGAAGUCAGCAGUCCGGCAGACUUCCCAGUCCCCUAAGGUCGUCAUCCCUACCAUCUUGGUGGAGGAUGAACCCAUGGAAACAGAAGGUGUUGAAGACAGUGACAGGAAGCACAGGAGGAGGAGAGAGGGGAGGGGUUGCAAUGGUCACUCCCCGUCGCUCAGGACUCCUGGAGACGGGAGGUUGUCUGAUGACGAAGCACCCAAGGCGCCAGGGUUUGAGAGACCCCUGGAGGACCAGAUCACGCUCAGUGGACGUGAGGUCGUGCUCACUUGUAUUGUCAGCGGAAACCCACCCCCCACAGUCACCUGGAGGAAGAACGGCAAGGAGGUCCUGAAUGAUGAGCUGCACGAGCUGAAAUGCGAAGGGCAGUCGCACAUGCUGGUGAUAAAGCAGAUGGCGAGCGACCACAGCGGUUCAUACUGCGUCACAGCUGUCAACGCAGCAGGCCGAGCGUCAUGCCGCGCUGCACUGUCCAUCCAGUCAGAUUCCACCCAUGUGCCACGUGGGAAGUCACAGGAGCAGGGUACCCCUCUACAGGAAGAUCAGCUGAGCCCCCUGGAGGAGGCGAUGGAGCAGGGUCCGUCUGCUGCGGCGACUAAAAGUGUCCAGUUUAAAGAGCCUCCGUCUUUUCAGCUUCGGCCAUAUGACCAGAGGGUGACUGAGGGUCAGGAUGUUGUGAUCACUGUCAGGGUCGAAGGGCUGCCCAAGCCCACCACGUGUUGGUCUAAGGACCAGGCCUCUCUGAAGAUCGGAGGGCGCCUUUCUGUGCGGCAGACCCAUGAUGGCGCCCAGGAACUCACCAUACGGUCUGCUGAAAGGUCGGACUCCGGCCGCUACGUCUGCAAGAUCAACAACGAGUUAGGAAGCAAGCAGGAGGGAUGCCGAGUGGUGGUGAGAGCCUUGACUCAAGCACCCCUGAAAAUCCUAAGGGGGGUGGAGGACAUGGCCGUGCGAGCGGGGGAGUCAGCCAUAUUUGAGUGUCAAAUCGACGGACCGCCGGACGUGGACGUGGACUGGCUGUCCAAUGGCAAACUGAUCCAGCCGGCACUGCUCAACUGCAAGAUGCACUUUGAUGGAAAAAGGUGCCGCCUCCUGCUGAGCUCUGUCCAUGAGGACGACAGUGGGACUUACACUUGUAAACUGAGCAGUGCCAAAGAGGAGUUGACCUCCAGUGCCAGCCUGACAGUCGCUGCCUCCACAGAGCCGCUAUUCACCCGCAAGCUGGACAUCCUGGAGGUCAUAGAGGGGCGUACGGCUCGCUUUGACUGUAAGGUGAGCGGAUCCCCGGCUCCUUGCGUCACCUGGAUGCACUUUGAGACACCAGUGAAGGAAAAUAAUAACAUCCACUUCCUGAAAGAGGGGGGUCGCCACUCACUGAUCAUCACUCAUGUAAGCAGCGAGACAGAAGGCUUCUACACAGCUGUUGCUCAGAAUAUCUAUGGAAAGUCUGAGUGCACGGCUGAGCUGUACAUGCAGGAGCACAGGCCAGCCAUCUCCUCACACAUGUCCAAGCUGGAGAAGAUGCCAUCCAUCCCUGAAGAGCCGGAGAUGGUGGAAGGAGAGUUGGAGAGAAGGAUCAUGCCAGAUUUCAGCAAGCCACUAGGAGAUGUGGAGGUGAUCGAAGGCAAAGAAGUGGUGUUGAAAUGUCGAGUUUCAGGCCUGCCGUACCCAACCAUUGCCUGGUACCACAAUGGCAAGGUCAUCGACAGCAGCGAGGAACGCAAGAUGACGCAGCAGAAGGAUGUUCACCAUCUGGUCAUUCGGAGUGCCUGCCAUGCUCACAGUGGUGUUUACAAGGCAGUCAUCUCCAACAAGGUUGGCAAAGCUGCCUGCUACGCUCAUUUAUACGUCAUAGACAUAGUCCCUGACCCGCCUGACGGUCCGCCUGUCGUCGAGGCCAUCACAGGAAAGACAAUCAGCCUGAGUUGGAAAAGACCCAAGAGGCUGGACUCUUCUUUUGAGUCUGCGCCGCUCAUGUAUGUGGUCCAGCAGCAGCCUCUUGGCUCCAUCCAGUGGUCAAUUGUGGCUUCCAGCCUGAGGGACACCAACUACACGGUCACCAGCCUGACUAAAGGAGUCCGCUAUGCUUUCCGUGUGCUGACAUCCACCGGCAAGCUGUUUAGCAAACCAUCCCCGUCGACUGAUCUGGUCCAACUGCUGGAUAGAGGUCCAUACUUGAGGAAACCGCCUGUCAUCGUGGACAAACCUGAUGUUCUGUAUGUGGCAGAGAACCUGCCUGCGACUGUGACCAUCACUGUCAACCAUGUGCAUGCAGUCAUCACUUGGAAAAGGAGAGGUGUGGUGCUGGCCAGCAAGCCCGGGGUGUAUGAGAUGAGCAUGCCAGAUGACGAUCAGCACUCCCUGAAGAUUCAGCGUUUCAGGAGCAGCGAUGUCGGCCAGUUGGUCGUCACGGCCAGCAACCAGUUUGGCAGCGAUCUGUGCACGGUGCAGCUGGUCAUGGCAGUUGCUCCAAAAUUUGAAAGCAUCAUGGAGGAUGUAGAAGUCCACACCGGGGAGACGUCACGCCUGGUGGUUGUGGUGGCAGGGAAACCAGACCCAGACAUCCUCUGGUUCAAGGACGAUGUUCUUUUGUCAGAGAGCAGCUUUUUCACGUUUGUUUACGACGACCCAGAAUAUUCUCUUGUGGUCCUCAACGCCCGACCCGAACACUCCGGGGUUUACACCUGUACUGCCAAGAACCUGGGUGGCUCCAACUCCUGCAAGGCUGAGCUGACGGUGCUCACAGAGAGGAAGCCAGCACCAGAUCUGAUGGAGGAUGAAGCGACGAUUUUACGAAAGAUGAGACGCAUGACAGAUUACUAUGACGUCCACAAGGAGAUUGGGAGAGGGGCCCACUCAUACGUGAAGCGAGUGACUCGCAGGACGGACAAGACCAGCUUCGCUGCCAAGUUCAUCUCAUCCAGAGGGAAGAGGAAAGCCGCGGCUCUGAGAGAACUGGAGCUGCUUUCAAGGCUGGACCAUGAACACGUCCUCUGUUUCCACGAUGCCUUUGAGAAGAAGAACAUCGUCGUGCUCAUCACUGAGUUAUGCCACGAAGAGUUACUGGAGAGAAUGGCCAAAAAAACAACCGUGGCAGAAGUGGAGAUCCGUUCCAGCAUCCAGCAGAUAUUGGAGGGUCUGCGUUACCUCCAUCAAAAGAACAUUGCCCAUCUGGACAUAAAGCCUGAAAAUAUCUUGAUGUCAAAGCUUGACAGUGACCGGAUCCGGAUCUGUGACUUCGGAAAUGCAGUGGAGUUGGAGACAUCUGAAGAGCAAUACUGCAAAUAUGGCACACCUGAAUAUGUUUCACCUGAGAUUGUGAACCAAACACCUGUUUCCACGGCAACAGACAUUUGGCCUGUCGGCGUCAUCGCUUAUCUCUGCCUGACGGGUGUGUCUCCCUUUGCUGGCGAGAAUGACCGAGCAACCACACUAAACAUCCGCAACUACAAUGUGGCGUUUGAAGAGAACAUGUUUGCUGGACUCUGUAAAGAAGCCAAGGGAUUCAUUGUGAAGCUUUUGGUGGUGGACCGACUACGCCCGAACGCCACUGAGUGCCUACGUCAUCCUUGGUUUAAGUCAACAGGAAGUAAGACUUUCAGCACUGCCAUGAUCAAGCAGGUUUUGUCCAGACGACAGUGGCAGCGGUCGCUCAUCAGCUACAAAUCCAAGAUGGUGAUGCGAGCCAUCCCAGAACUCUUGAACGACUCCUCCAACCACGUCUCCAUUGCUGUGGCCCGGCACCUGAAAGAUGGCUCCCCACCAGUGUCCUCCUCCUCAGACUCAGAGGCAGAUGUAGAUGAGCUUCCCUUUGUUCCGAUGCCAUUGUCCAUGGUGUUUUCCGGCUCGAGAAUCUCCCUGAAAGAAUUCCCUGAUGAUGAUGACAUUUCAGGAGCGGCACCCGCCGAUAGAAAGCGUGACGGAGCACGUUCAGGAAGUGAUGUCGACAAGCGGACUGAAGGCGUAGAUGAUGCAGUAAGUGAGAGAGCCAGUCGUGCUCUCUGUCAAAAGGGAUCAAGUGUGGAAGCAGAGGAAUCACAGACGAGACCGAGAAGGGCUCCGAUGAGACGCGGCAGUUCUGCUGAUUCUGCUCUGCUCCUUCACGUUGACUCUGACGAUGCAACGUCAGAGUCAAGUCAAAAAAGCCUGAAAAGCGCUGUUUCGAUGGAGCUGCCGAAUCGCAGCGCCAGCCCCAGUGUGGCAAAGAUAAGCCAAGAGGAGUACGCCUUAAAACUGGAACUGAUGAGGCAGAGACUGCUCAGAGGGGGGAGCAUGGACAAGAGUGGACUGCGAGGACCACUGUUCGAAACACUUGGCAUGGACCAUGGACAGCAGACUGGCUCCUUGGAGAAGAAGUUGAGAAGGUCCAGGGCAGGACCAUCAACACUCAUGAGAGCAGCAUCAACAGAGAACGCUGGCGUGGAUACACCAAAGACCAAAGUUUUCCAGAAAAGUGCCUCCUUCUCACACGGUGACACUGAGCCUGUGCCCCUCCAUCGCAGAUUUGGAGCACCUCUGGAGAUCCCCAGUGCUGGCCCCACCAGCAUGGAAGGACAUAAACUUCAGGAAGCCAUGUCAAUGUCUGUCCUCGCAGAGCAUAUUGAACAGGCUUCCCCACCGGGCUUGGAAGAGUGGCAGCAUAAGGACGAGGAAUCAGGAACGGGUGUGAAAAAACAAGCCGUCGAGUCAGGGACAAGGGACCAGUCUCACUCAGAUGUUUCCAAGUCAUCAUCUUCAUCCAAUGCUCUGAAGGUAGAAGAGGAAAAGACAGACCGUCGGGAUUCCGCUGCAUUACCCCAGUCUCCCAUGAAGACAAGUGGAGCGAGCCACGGCAAUGUAGUUCCAGAACACCCAGCGGUGUUUGCCAAAGUAGCAACUGCAGAGCGAUCCCAAAGUCAAGACUCAUCUACAACUGACCCGGGCCAGUCUCGUCGACCAGCAUUGCGAUCUGACAUCAAAGACAUAGACUCCGAGGUCGUCUUUGAAGCCCGUUUCAAGAAACGAGAGUCCUCAUUGACACGUGGCCUUCGGAAGCUGACAAGAAACAAAUCCGAGGAGAAAUCCCCAUCACUGAGUCGAAAGGUUGUUAAGGAUGGCGAGGAGGUUUACAGGCCGGGACCCAGAGGGGCACCUGUGGAGAUGGUUCCUAAAGGACUACAGGAGAAAUCCAGGUCGGUUCAAGACUUAAGGGAAGAAGACAAAGAGCCCGGCCUGGGUCUGAUUGGGAGGUUAUCAUUGCGGGCGAAGCGAUCCUCUUCUGUUGAUAAAAAAUCUAAGGAGGAAAACCGUCAGACGGGGAAGGAAACUGCAGGGAAUAAGAGGGUGUCAUGGGCGAUUGGUUUGAGCAAGUCUUUGGAUACAAAGGAGAUGAAUGGUGCUGGCACUCAGAAGCAUUUGGACAAAAGAGACCUUGAGGAAGCUGAGGAGUCAUCGGUUUCUGCAAUGAGACGCAAGUUUGAGUCAAAGGUAGCUGGAAUGUCAGUCAAACUGAAAACGCAGUCAGAGCAGAGGGGCCAGGCAGAGCUGCUACAAAAGGACUUGAAAAGAGUCACAGACUCUCCCGUCCUGGAGAUGCGGCAGAGAUUUGAAAGCAAAGGAACCGCGCCGUCUUCCAAAGUCCGCAGCCAGUCUGAAGAAAGAAGAGUGGAAGCAGAAGGGAAGAGGACGCCGCUGUUUUCCCGCCAUCGGCAUUCCCAGUCUGAGGGCCGAGGACUGAAGGGGAUGGGCGUCCCAGAGAACCAGCUCGCUAAACAGAUCGGCACCAACGCAUCAAAGGAAUCCGUUGAAUCUACGUCAAGCAUUCAUUCUGAGAAGGAGAGUGAAAGACGCUCACGCUGGGACAGAUGGGGUUUGACCAGGAGCAAGAAAGACAAAACCCCGUCACAAACAGAUCUCCCUUUAACUUUAUCCAGCGAUGGUUUAAGUGUUUUGAAUUCUGAAAAGUACAUCCGCUCUGCUUCUGAUUUCCCACCAAUAUUCCACAUCAAACUUAAAGACCACGUCCUGCUGGAGGGCGAGCCGGUCACUCUCACCUGCCUCCCAGCUGGAAGCCCCCCUCCUCAAAUCUCCUGGAUGAAAGAUCGGAAGCCGCUGGAAGUAACCGACGGAGUCACCCUGACCUCUCAUGCUGAUGGUCGGCAGCUUCUGAUGAUCCUGAAAACCACGCAGAUGGAUGCUGGAGUCUAUGAGUGCAACGCUACAAACCCCAUAGCAACUAUCACCACCUCCUGCACGCUGUCACUCGCAAAUAUUCCAAAGACACCUGGGACCCCAGAGGUCCCUCAGACAUACAACAACACAGCGCUGGUGCUCUGGAAGCCAGCGGACACCAAGGCUCCUUGCACCUACACCCUGGAGAGAAAGACUGAGGGAGAAUCUAACUGGAUCACUGUGGCCACAGAAGUGUUGGACUGCUACUGUAAUGUGACAGAUCUGCCACCGGAGGGAGUCUUCAGGUUCCGUGUCUGCUGCGUCAACAAGGCAGGACAAGGCCCGUACAGUCGUCCCUCUGCUCCAGUGGACCUGGACUCUUCAGUGAGAGGUGCUUCAUCUGGUGUGGCUUUGGUGAGCACCACGCCGAGCCCCCCUGCUGUCACCUCUUCUGUGAGCAUCAGGCCCAGCGUGAGCCCUUCCACCACAGCUGCUGCUUCACAUCAUGAGCCCACAGCUGCAGUCUCAGAACCUUUGUCAGCUGCGCUGGAGGAGUCUUCUAAAACAGCGCCCAGGUUCUCCUCAACAUCCAAAGGAGCGCCAUCCUUCGUUUCUCCAAAGGCCCAGAGUCCUGUGAACGUGGUCAACCCUAUGACACAGACCCCGACAGUUUUGACUCCACCCACCACACCGACCAAACCUGCAGUCUCCUCCGUUCCCAGCUAUGCCCCACUCACCACCAUCGCUACCCACACACCCCUGAGUCCCAUCUCCUUCUCGCCUCAAGUCCUCCAGACAUCCAGCCUGAGUCCCAUUGGUGACGGGGCAAUGUCGCCCACCACAGGAACCACCCUAUCUGCACCCACCACUAGUUUACGGCAAGGAGUACCACAGAAGCCAUACACUUUCUUAGAUGAAAAGUCCAGGGGUCGGUUCGGGGUCGUGCGUGAGUGCCGUGAGAACGCAACAGGCAAAAUCUACAUGGCAAAGAUCAUUCCAUACAGCAAGGACAACAAAGCCAAGAUCCUGAGGGAGUAUGAGAUCCUGAAACUGCUGCGCAACGAGAAGAUACUGGCACUUCACGAAGCGUACGUGACACCACGCUACCUGGUGCUGGUGGAGGAGUACUGCACCGGCAAGGAGCUGCUCUACAGCCUUGUCGACAGGUUCCGAUACUCUGAAGAUGACGUGGUGGGUUACUUGGUCCAGAUAAUCCAGGGAGUUGAAUAUCUCCACAACCGGCGUGUUCUCCACUUGGACCUGAAAGCAGACAACAUCCUUGUGACCAACCUCAACAGCGUUAAGAUUGUGGACUUUGGAAGUGCUCAGACGUUCAACCCACUCAGCCUGAAGCAGCAGGAGUCCGGCACCGGAACGCUGGAGUACAUGGCUCCUGAGCUGCUGAAAGGUGAAGUGGUGGGACCCCCCGCUGACCUCUGGACUGUCGGAGUGGUAACCCACAUCAUGCUGAGUGGCCGCCUGCCUUUUGAAGACAAAGACCCCACACGCGUCGAGUCCAAGAUCCUGAUGGCAAAGUUUGACCCAACAAAACUGUACUCAAAUGUAUCCCAGAGCGCCUCCGCCUUGGUGAAGAAGAUGCUGAGCAGCUACCCGUGGGCCCGUCCGACCACUCGGGACUGCUUCUCCCACGCUUGGCUGCAGGACUCGUACCUCAUGAAACUGAAGAGACAGACUCUCACCUUCACCACCGGUCGGCUAAAAGAGUUCCUGGUAGAGCAACAGCACCAUCGAACAGAAAGCGCCACCAAGCACAAGGUGCUGCUGCGCACCUACCAGAGCUCAGACCCCACCAGGGCUGGGACCACAGGCCAAGUGUCCAGUGCUUGAGGACGCUGCCGCUGAUAUGGGAGGCAAAUGGAAUGGCAGUGUUUUUACAUGCAGGUUUUACUGUACUGCAGACCCUAGAACCAUCGUCUGUUUCUGGUUGAUGCUGUUUUCAGAUUUGUGUUGAAGCCACGUCUUAUUUAUUUUGUUUGAAGUCAGUUUGAAUGGGUAUGAAGCCCCUGAGGGAACACUGAGAUGAAGUUUGUUCUUCUACUUCCUGAUCCGCAGAUCAUCCUACCGGGAAACUUCUGCUAGUUGAUGUGGAAUAAGUGUUCGGUGAAGUUAUUUUAGCUGUUGUGAUGUAAAGAAAUCUGAUACACGCACAUGUAUUGUGAGUGAAUGAUACACUGAGAGCAUGUAUAUAAUAAAUGAGGCUUCGUGACACAGUACUGAAGGGUUAAUGUGGCUCCAUGAAACAGUGUCCUCAUUUCCAGAUGUCCAGUCUCAUUGAAAUGGUUGUUUAAAUCCAAAGAUUUUAGAGCAGAGAGCGCCAUCUGGUGGCUCCUGGAAAUAAGGACACUGUUUCAUGAAGCCUCAUCAGCCCAUCACUAAUGCUAAACAAGGUAAUUUGUUGACUUCCUCCUUGUUGUUGAAAUCUUUUCCUUCAUCUCUGUGAAAUCCUUCUUGCUUUUUUUCAAUCCUUCAUUGAAAAAGAAGUUGAACCCAGGUGUUGCGUGUCGGCCAUCUUCGUCGUCUGUUGACCAGGAAGUGAAACUGUCAGACGGAUCAGUCAAAAACACAUGUACCUCAGGGGUUCUGUAAAUGGGAAACUAAAACCCCCAAAAUCCGAUUGAUUUUGAAAUAUAUCCUUUUCUAUGUUAAUUUAUUUACAGGUGAGUGUGGGCGGAGUCAGUACUGAGAGGAGACAGUGAGACGCGUUUUCCUGUUCCGCUGGAUGUGGAGCUGUGCUGGUGGGCAGAAACUACUCUCACACACACACCACCUUAUGGAGCUUCAGCCGUGGCCUGAUCCAUGUCUCGAUGCUAGUCUUGCCUUGCCACCGCGUGACCAUAGUUGUGUGGUCUACUUUCAUCCACUGCUCCAUUUUUCUAUCAGCUCUGAUGGUUGGAGGUUUGUAAAUGUACCAAUUUGCUGUGUUUCUAUGUGGAGAUCUUUUUAAUGGGGUGGUCUGUAAUAAACAUGUUCAUAUGAGCCUGA